AUGCGCUGGUGCCUUGCCUUGCUUCUCUGCUGCUUGCUGGCUGCGGUCAAUGCACUGAGUAGCUCCGGCAGCCGCCUGCUGGUGGUCCAGGAAGAUUCAACAGAGAAGAGCCUCUACUCGAAGCUGUGGGCAGACUUGGAAUCGCGAGGAUACGAUUUGACCUUCGAAUCGCCCAAGAGCGACAAGCUCGCCCUGUUCGAGCAUGGCGAGCGAGUUUACGACCACCUCCUGAUCCUGCCUCCCAAGGCCAAAGGACUUGGCCCCUCGUUGACCCCAAAGCACAUUCUGGACUUCCUGCAAAAGGACGGCAAUAUUCUCCUUGCGCUGUCUGGCAAGUCCGCCACCUCCAGUGCCAUCAGCUCUCUCCUCAUCGAGCUCGAUAUCCAUCUCUCGACGGAUCGCUCGGCUGUUGCCGUCGACCACUUCAACUACGACACGAUCUCUGCCGCCGAAAAGCACGAUGUUCUCCUUCUCCAACGCCCGGGAUCACUGCGCCCCGACGUCAAGGCUUUCUUUGAUGCGACACCCCCCCUCCUCGCCCCGAUUCUCCGUGCUCCGGUCACCGCCUACGGGUACAACCCCAAGGAGGAGAUCCCCUCAGCAGAGGAUAUCCAGGCGACGGGAUCGCAGCUGAGCCUCGUGUCGGCUUUGCAAGCUCGCAACUCCGCUCGCUUUACCGUUCUCGGUUCCGCCGAGGCCCUGGAGGACCAGUGGUUCUCGGCCUCUGUCAAGGCCCCCGGUGGAAAGAAGACUUCGACUGUCAACCAGGAGUUUGCGAAGCAGUUGACUGCGUGGACCUUUAAGGAAACCGGUGUUUUGAAGGUUGGAAAGAUCCAGCACCACCUGGCUACCGAGCAUGCGGAGCGGAACCCGAAGAUUUACCGGGUCAAGAAUGAAACGGUUUUCGAAAUCGAAGUGUCUGAGUACGCCUACGACAAGUAUGUGCCCUUCGAGGUUCCCGCCGGAGACGAAUUGCAGCUCGAAUUCACCAUGCUCUCGCCCUUCCACCGCUUGGCUCUCCAGCCGGUCCGCCGCACGGAGACCAGCACCGUGUACGGUGCCCAGUUUGUGACUCCGGACCAGCAUGGCAUUUUCUCGUUCCGUGUCAACUACAAGCGUCCCUUCCUUACCAACAUCGAGGAGAAGCACGAGGUCACUGUGCGUCACUUUGCGCACGACGAGUAUACUCGCAGCUGGGCUAUCAGUGGCGGUUGGGUCUGGAUUGCCGGGCUGUGGUCCGUCAUCGGAGGGUUCCUGGCCUUUGUCGUUGUGUGGCUAUACUCCGCGCCCUCGUCCGCGGCCAACGCUAUCAAGAAGACGCAGUAG
Penicillium alfredii is the source of this 1326-nucleotide messenger RNA. RefSeq names its product dolichyl-diphosphooligosaccharide-protein glycotransferase. Gene Ontology annotation, cellular component: oligosaccharyltransferase complex; endoplasmic reticulum membrane. Bases 1 to 1326 code for a protein of 441 amino acids. Lineage: Eukaryota; Fungi; Ascomycota; Eurotiomycetes; Eurotiales; Aspergillaceae. The record is from RefSeq and is a predicted model, not a curated record. The transcript is spliced from 5 exons.